Molecule: messenger RNA, 816 nt
Organism: Acanthoscelides obtectus
Lineage: Eukaryota; Metazoa; Arthropoda; Insecta; Coleoptera; Chrysomelidae
Source: the annotation of a GenBank genome assembly
AUGGAACUCAACCGAGAACAUUUUCGCGCCAUAAUUUAUUACAAAUUUCAGAGAAAAUUAUCGCAACAAGAAUGCCUUGCUGAGUUACUGUCUGUUUUCGGCAACGAAGCACCACAUCAGUCGACAAUUUCCCGUUGGUAUGGAGAAUUCAAACGUGGACGGGUGAGUCUUAGCGACGAUCCCGGGGUGGGUGCACCAAAAACGGCUGUCACCCAGGAAAACGUCGAUGCUGUGCGCAAACUCAUCAUUGAAGAUAGACAUGUGACAUACCACGAGAUUAAGGCGUCCUUGAAGAUCCCAAAGACCUCAAUUCAAAAAUAUUUACAUGAAGAAUUAAGAGUAAGAAAAUUGGUUUCUCGUUGGAUACCCCACCUGUUGACUGAAGAGCAGAAACCAGCCAGGGUAAAUUGGUGUCAAAAAACGCUUGACCCAUUACACAUUAGUGAUGUUGAAUCGUGGAUUUACUUCAUCCGUUCUCGAAGUGUUUCGAAAAAGAUGGUCACGACAUUUGUGUCAAAAGAUGGAACUGUUACUGCGGAUUGGUAUACCACCAUUUGUUUGCCAAAAUUCAUCACCGAGCUUCGAAUAAUCAACCCCGAUAGAAGAAUCAUCCUCCACCAAGACAAUGCAAGCUCGCAAGCCCAAAAAACAAGGCAUCCCGAUCUAAAUCCUAACGAUUUCUCUACUUUCCCGAAAAUUGAAAACAGUCUGCGUGGUCAAAGGUUCAAGUCACCAGAAGAAGCAGUUGAAGCAUUCAAAAAUGCCCGCAUGCAGAUGUGUAUUAAUCUUCGUGGAGAAUACUUCGAAAAACAAUAA